AUGAAGGUGUUUGUUUUGUUUGUUGCUAUAGCUGUAGCAGCAUGGCAAUGCCAUGGUUCAGACCAUGGGCAUGAGUACCAAAUUUUCCCUCUCAGAAUGAAAACUGGGCAUGGUGGCCACUACAUUCCAGAGGUUUCAUGCCAAAGUUGGAGGCUUGGUGUGGAAGCACAUAACGUGAUUGAUUGGAAAACUGUUCCUCUAGACUGUGAGGGAUACAUAGGGAACUAUAUUCUUGGUGACCAAUAUAGAUCAGACUCCAAAACUGUUGCCCGUGAAGCUUAUUAUUAUGCCAAAACCCUAAACAUCACUGCCAAAGACAUAUGGGUGUUUGAUGUAGACGAGACUACACUCUCUAAUCUCCCAUAUUAUGCUGACCAUGGAUUUGGGGUGGAACCAUACAACGCGACGGCGUUUAAUGAAUGGGUUGACCUUGGAGAGGCACCAGCACUGCCGGAGAGUCAGAAACUGUACAAGAAAUUGUUGUCACUUGGCAUCAAGAUUGUGUUCUUGACAGGAAGACCACUGGAACAGAAGGCUGUCACAGUUACCAACUUAAAGCUUGCAGGAUACAACAAAUGGGAGAAGAUAAUUACCAAGGAUACAUCAAUAUACCAUGGGAAAACAGCAGUAACAUACAAAUCAACAGAGAGAAAAAAGCUGGAGGAACAGGGAUACAAGAUCAUUGGAAACAUUGGAGACCAAUGGAGUGAUAUUCUAGGAACCAACACUGGAGAUAGAACCUUUAAGCUUCCUGAUCCCUUGUACUACAUUAGUUGA
Messenger RNA from Sphenostylis stenocarpa, 777 nucleotides. Lineage: Eukaryota; Viridiplantae; Streptophyta; Magnoliopsida; Fabales; Fabaceae. The record is from the annotation of a GenBank genome assembly.